This is a messenger RNA of Cololabis saira (Pacific saury), 5823 nucleotides long. It is a transcript of the gene tjap1, whose product is annotated as tight junction associated protein 1 (peripheral). Bases 285 to 2234 code for a protein of 649 amino acids. Gene Ontology annotation, cellular component: trans-Golgi network. Lineage: Eukaryota; Metazoa; Chordata; Actinopteri; Beloniformes; Belonidae. Gene Ontology annotation, biological process: Golgi organization. The transcript has 12 exons. The record is from RefSeq and is a predicted model, not a curated record.
GCGGGGAGAGAUGGCCGCUGGAGUCUGAUCUGCUGCUGGUUCUGAUCUGGGUCUGAUCUGGGUCUGAUCCGGGUCUGACCUGCCGAACCUGCAGGAACCGAACCUGGUACCGGGAGCGCAGAAUCCUGCUCCCCGUCCCCGGACCGGAACCUCCAGUUCAGGUCUGGGAGCAGAGAUCACAUGACCAGCAGAGGAAGAGGAGCAGCACGAUGAAGAGUGUGAGGUUCCAGCGGUUCUGUGGAUGAAGAGGAGGAACCAGGACCAGGACCAGAACCAGCAGCAGGAUGAGCGGCGCCAGGAAGCCGUACCGCAAGGCUCCGCCGCAGCACCGCGAGACCCGCCACGGCCCGGCGCCGCCGCCGCCGCCAUCGCAGCCCGACCUCAGCCAGGAGACACUGUCCGACUCCGACAGGAUCAGAAUCCUCCAGGGGCAGAACGAGGACCUGCGGCACCGCCUCUCUCUCUCCACCCACAAGAUGGAGGCCGUGGAGGCGGAGUUUGACAGCAGCCGCCACUACAUGGAGGCGGAGCUUAGCCGGACCCGCGACGACCUGGACAAGAUGAGGGACAAGUUCCGCAGACUCCAGAACAGCUACACGGCGUCUCAGAGAGCCAAUCAGGACCUGGAGGAGAAGCUGCAUGCCCUGGCUGCUGUCAGUCAGACCUGGGUCCAUGCAUUGCGGAAGGUGGAGCGGGACAAGAAGACGAUGGACGUGGAGAUGGUGGAGCUGACGAACAAACUGCUGGAGGCGCGGAACAGUAUCGACCGCCUGGAGGAGCUCAACGAGCGGUACCGGCAGGACUGCAACCUGGCCGUUCAGCUGCUGAAAUGCAACAAGUCUCAUUUCAGGAACCACAAGUUUGCUGAUCUGCCGGCGGAGCUGCAGGAGAUGCUGAACAAGCACAUGAAGGCGGGGCUGCCGGAGCAGGGCCCCGGCCCCCGAGGCCCCGCCCCCUGGGGCCCCGGGGGCCCCCCCCUGCAGGACCCCGACACCCUGAGCCUGACGCCGGCCGACGUGGUUCCCACCUCCGUCAUCGCCCGCGUGCUGGAGAAGCCGGAGCCGCUGCUGCUGAACUCGGCCCAGUCCAGCAGCAGCUGCCGGCCCGUGGCCGAGGACGUGUUCGUGCACGUGGACAUGACGGGGGGCCCGGGGGGGGCCGGGGGCCCUGGAACCGGGGGCCCGGCCCAGCAGAACGGGUCCUGCCGCAGCCAGAGCAGCCUGGACGAGGAGCCGGCGGCGGCGGCAGCCGCGUCCUUCGAGAAGCUGAACCCGUACCCGGCCCCAGCCCCCCCGGCGCCCCCACACCCGCUCUACCCGGGCCGGAAGGUCAUCGAGUUCUCGUCGGACGACAAGGUGAAGAUCCCCAAGAACUCUCCGCUGCCCAACUGCACCUACGCCACGCGGCAGGCCAUCUCCCUCAGCCUGGUGACGGAGGAGGAGCGCCACGCCCACAGCCCUGGCCACGCCCACAGCCCCGCCCCCUCCUCUGGCUCCGGCGGGAGGGGCGGGGCCGGCCAGCGGGAGCCGCUGUCCAGCCAGUCCAGCCCCUUCAGCAGCCCGCCGCAGGCUCCUAGCGUAGCGGCGUCCUCCGACAGCUCCGAGGACGACCUCCUGGCCAACUGGCAGCGGAUGUUCGUGGAGAAGAUGGCACCGGCGGGCGACGCCGCCCUGCUGCACCGCACCGCCUUCGGGGGCCAAAUGGCCCCGCCCCCGGACCCGCGGGGGGGGCGUGGCCAGGGGGGCGGGGCCGCCGCCUACUCGGACGGCGAGGAGGGCUCGUCGGCGCGCAGCUGGACGCCGAGCCGCGGCUCCAGCCUGGACACUGAUACCGACACGGAGCCGCGCUGCGGCGCCGCCGCCGCCGGUCGCUACGGCAACCGGGGGGGGGAGGGGCCGCCGGCGGGCCCGGAGGACGACGGCGGCGGCAGCGGCGACACGGCCAUCGCCGCGGCGACCGAGGAGGGAGACAGCUCGGCGGAGGAAGAGCAGGACGUCCUGCCCGACGACGACGCAUCGCCCCGCCUCCUGGACUUUGACCCCGCCCCCUCCCCCACAUCGCCCCGCCUCCUGGACUUUGACUCCGCCCCCGCUUUGCCCCGCCCCCUGGACUUUGACCCCGCCCCCGCGGCGCCGCAGCGGCGCCACAAAAGCCCCAAGAGGAUGGGGGUUCACCACCUGCACCGCAAGGACAGCCUGACCCGCGCCCAGGAGCAAGGCACGCUGCUGGACUGACCCCAGCCCAGGAGCAAGGCACGCUGCUGGACUGACCCCAGCCCAGGAGCAAGGCACGCUGCUGGACUGACCCGCGCCCAGGAGCAAGGCACGCUGCUGGACUGACCCCAGCCCAGGAGCAAGGCACGCUGCUGGACUGACCCCAGCCCAGGAGCAAGGCACGCUGCUGGACUGACCCGCGCCCAGGAGCAAGGCACGCUGCUGGACUGACGGUCGCCCAGGAGCAAGGCACGCUGCUGGACUGACCCGCGCCCAGGAGCAAGGCACGCUGCUGGACUGACGGUCGCCCAGGAGCAAGGCACGCUGCUGGACUGACCCGCGCCCAGGAGCAAGGCACGCUGCUGGACUGACCCGCGCCCAGGAGCAAGGCACGCUGCUGGACUGACGUCGCCACGGCAACAAGCCCUCCAGGAUAUAGCCAUACUGGGAUGUGUGUGUGUGUGUGUGUGUGUGUGUGUGUGUGUGUGUGUGUGUGUGUGUGUGCGUGUGCGUGUGCGUGUGCGUGUGCGUGUGCGUGUGCGUGUGCGUGUGCGUGUGCGUGUGCGCGUGCGCGUGCGCGUGUGCGUGUGUGUGUGUGUGUAUGUGUGUGUGUGUACUAAGGAUGCCCCGAUACCAUUUUUUUCACACCGAGUACUAGGGCUGGGCGAUUUUGGACAAAAAUAAAAUCCCAAUUUAUUUUCUCUGAAAACCCGAUUUUCGAUUUCGAUUUUUUUGGUAAAACUAGAAAGGACAAUUGAAUAAAUUGUUUCAAAUAUUUUAUCUUUAUUUGUAAAGAAAAAUAGCAAACAAAUUUCACUAUUGGAAAUUAAGUGCAAUUGAAAGAUCCUGUAAAUCCUCCUUGAGUUUAGUAAAGUGACAAUAUUUACAAUUUUCUGGACCAAACAAAGAUGACUAGACAAGCUCUGUCUGUAAUGCAGCUGCAAAGAAGGAAAAUCUUAAUCUUAAUCUUUAAUAAAUCCGAUUUAGAUUUAAAAUUGAUUAAUUGCACAGCCCUACCGAGUACGAGUAUUUUAAUGUGUGUACUCGCCGAUACCGAGUACCGAUCCGAUACUUCUACCACAAAAAUAACUAGGAUAAAAAUACAAUGAAUCGGAAAGCAGGUUUUAUUUGCAACAGAAAUUCAAUUUUAAGUCAAAUUCAGCCGGCCGGGCUUUCUUUCCUCUGCGGCCCAGUCUCGCUGGGAGCGCUAGCCCCCCCGGCUAGCGCUAGCCCCCCCAGCUAGCGCCGACAGCAGCGCCAUUUCAGGCAAGAUAGCGACAAUUAAUGCUAGCGGGACGUCAGCAGUUGGACAUAUACCGUAUUGGCCCGAAUAUAAGACGGGGUUUUUUGCAUUGAAAUAAGACUGAAAAAGUGGGCGUCGUCUUACAUUCGGGGUCUAGACGUUAUACCCAUUCUCAACGCUAGAUGGCGCCAGAUAUCUUUAAAGCGAAAGCUGAACUAAACUCCCCAAGACAAAGCAAACCCCUGUCACCAAGAAGAAAAAUAAAAAUAGCAGUAGCAUGAAGAAGAAAAAUAAAAAAUAGCAGUAAGAAAGAAGAGAAGAAAAUAAAAGAAGAGAUAACAGAAAAUGGAGAAACGUAGCGACAAUCUGGAGAAAAGAGGGUGGAAGAAGUUAUGAUGCAAACUUCAAGAUCAUGAUUUGAAUGAGACAAAAUAACAGGCUUUUUCUCUCAAAUAUAUUUUUAUAAUAAUUUGUUUCAGAUUAUUUUCUGUAUUAAAAUUUUAUUUGGUGUUAAAGUCUUUUCAAACUUGAGUCUUGAAAAAGAGGGUCGUCUUAUAAUCAGGGUCGUCUUAUAUUCGGGUCAAUACGGUAGAUGUUUUAUCCAGUUGUUGGUUUAAAACCACGUAUUCUCCUCUUGACGCAUUAGCAUUAGCACGUAGCUUAGCAGCACGUAGCUUCAGUCUGUCUUGCUUCUGUCGUCCCUUAUUCUGAAAUAUGUCCAACUGCUGACGUCCCGCUGCAUUAAUGGUUGCUAACAACAUCUCCCCCUUGAGGCGUUAACCAGUAACUACAACAACAAUGAAGUAUCAGUGCUGGUAUUGGAGAAUCUUAGAGAGUACGAGUUUAUGAGAGCAGUAUCGGCCCCGAUACCAGUAUCAUUAUCGGCAGGCCAGCUGACAGUCGUGCCGGGGCCCCGGACUAAAUAAUCUAAGAUGGGCCCCCCUGCGCCCGGAUCUCUCCCUCUCCUCUUCCUCUCCUCUCCCUCUGCUCUUCAGGUUUUUAUACAAGCUAAUGGACGUUAGCAUUAGAGCUAGACAGUUAGGUUAAGUUACAAGGUUGGUAAAUGUUGUAACUGUUUCUUACCUUGCUCUACGCUGACUUUAUUAAUUCCAGCUUCACCGUCACCACCUUUUUAAAAUAUUUGUGUAGAGAAUCUCUGAGGCCUCUAUUUUCUUCUUCUCUUUUCUCUUCUUUUCUGAGCACCGGACUUGUGCUGACCGGACAUUUUGACCAUUCUAAUGGUUGAAUUAAAUGAUAACGUAAAAUUUUGAUCAGCGGCCAAACCAUUUUAGUGUUGGGGGUUCUUGAUCACAAGGACAAUUAGGAAGAAAACAACAAGCUUUUAUGGAACUCAAACACUACAUAUUUUUUCCACAAAUAGGCAUAUUUUGAAACAUUUUGAAAAAUAAUUCCAUAAUUUAAUGAGAAAAAUAAAUAAAUAAAUAAAAAAUAUUAUUUAUUUUUUUCAGUUCUGGCUCCCCCCCCUACCCUGGAACAACAGACUCGUUUGUCCCCCCCUAUCGGCGGGCGUGGUUAUCGGUAUCGGCCCUGAUACCAAUACUGGUAUCAGGGCCUCCCUAGUGUGUGUGAGUGUGCAUGUAAAUGAGUGAGUGUUUGUUUGUGUGAGAGUGUGUGUGUGUUCGUGCAUUGCUGUGUGUGUGUGUGUGUACAUGUGCGUUGGUGUGUUAGUGUGUGUGUGUGUGUGUGUGUGUUAGUGUGUAUGUAUGUGUGUGUGUGUGUGUGACUCUAGUGCCUCUCACUUCCUGUCUCCGAGGUUGCGAGCACGACGCCUGCUGAAGACUUUUAUUUUGACGUCUGGACUAAUCACUGAUUUCCUGUCACGUGACCCUGGCCCCGCCCCCUCCUGCUGCGGGGGCGGGGCCUCACAGCUGGAAUGUAACAUCACCGUUUGUUUGUUUCUCCUUCCUGUCUGGGGGUGGGCGUGGCCUCGCCAGGGGGCGUGGCCUCGUCGCCCGAUGAUGUCGUGUUUGUUUUUAUUAGUUUUAUUGAUUGAUUUAUUGUUUUAGUUCUCGUGUGUGGAAGCGGCCGGCGCCGCUAACGGCCCGGCGGCGCCGCUAACCCCCGUACCGGUGCUGGGCGUCGCCCCGCCGCCUCACAGCUCUGAUUGUCGUCACCGGGACCUCUGAUUGAUCGCUGAUCGACGGCUGAUUGACUGAAGCCCCGCCCACUCACUCACCACCUGCUUCUCUGACCAAUCAGGCGUCAGGAGCCCCAGCGUGGAGUAUUGAUCAAGAGUAUUGAUCCCCGACGAGUAUUAAUCUCACUGAACUCUGCUUACUGAAAGUCUUUAUUAUUGAUCACUGAAUUUUUAGAUUAAAGCGUAUUGAUUGUUUCUUUGAUCACAAA